AUGUCAUCCCUCUCUGAUAUCCCCGCCAUGCGGGCCUCGUCCCUCACCAUCAUGGCCACCCGUGCUCAAGACCAGCAGCUCGUCGCAGAUGCCGCUGCCGGCAGCACCACUCCCGGAAAGGCUGUUGUUCCCGCCUUUGGGUGGCACCCCUGGUUCUCCCACCUCCUCUACGACGACGCCGAUAACUCCACUCCCGGUUCCGGCCCCGAUAAGGAGUCCCACUACGCCGCCGUUUUGCAACCCGAGCCCGAUGCCGCCUUUAUCGCUUCCCUCCCGGAUCCGACCCCCGUGUCUUCCUUUAUCAAAUCUACCCGCACCCUCUUGGACUCCCACCCAAAGGCCCUCGUUGGUGAAAUCGGUCUCGACAAGGCUUUCCGUCUACCCCAGCCAUGGAACCCCUCCGACCAAGCCAGCCGUGACGAAUCUCUCACCCCUGGAGGUCGUGAAGGUCGACUUCUUAGUCCUCACCGCGUGAGAAUGGAACAUCAGCGUGCCAUCCUUGCUUCCCAGCUCCGUCUCGCAGCAGAGACCCGAAGAGCCGUUAGUGUGCACGGCGUCCAGGCUCAUGGCGUACUGCACGAAACUCUCGCCGCGACGUGGAAAGGCCAUGAGCGAGAGGUCAUUACACGCCGGAAACGUCGACUUGUUGCUCAAGGAGCAGAAGAUUUCUCCUCGGAUGAGGAUGAAGAUGAGGAUAAGCCUUAUCCCCCACGGAUAUGUCUGCACUCAUUCAGCGGUAGUGUAGAGGUUCUUAAGCAGUACCUCCACCCGGCCAUACCCGCGCGCAUAUUUGUUUCAUUAUCGUCAGCUGUGAAUCUCAGCACCGAGGCUACGAGCGCACGCACUGACGAGGUGUUGCGCGCCCUUCCUGAUGAGAGCGUGCUCAUCGAGAGUGAUUUGCACGUUGCAGGCGAGGACAUGGACGCAGCACUCGAGGAAAUGUAUCGGCAUGUGUGUGAGGUCAAGGGCUGGGAGCUUGAGGAGGGGGUGAGAAAGAUAGCAAAGAACUAUGAAACCUUUAUCCAUGGGUGA
Molecule: messenger RNA, 1032 nt
Organism: Fusarium falciforme
Lineage: Eukaryota; Fungi; Ascomycota; Sordariomycetes; Hypocreales; Nectriaceae
Exons: 1
Coding region: 1-1032 (343 amino acids)
Molecular function (GO): hydrolase activity, acting on ester bonds
Source: RefSeq, a predicted model, not a curated record